Messenger RNA from Prunus armeniaca (apricot), 357 nucleotides. The record is from the annotation of a GenBank genome assembly. Lineage: Eukaryota; Viridiplantae; Streptophyta; Magnoliopsida; Rosales; Rosaceae.
AUGGCCACUUCUGUCGAAGCUGGAGGCGCGUGGACAACUCAGGAAGAUAUUGUGUUGUGUUCGCCUCGAACGGAAAUGGCCUUGGCCAGUAGAUGGAAAAUUUUAAAUAAAGAGUUAGGGAAAUGGAGAGAUUCCUUGGCAAAAGAGAGGGACAACGUUCGAAGCGGUCAAAAUCUUGCUGAUGAGAUCCUACAAGCACAAAUGUGGUUCGGUGCUAUGGGGCAAGGCAAAAAAAGUUUCCUGAGUCACCAAUGUUGGGAAGUUGGGAAGAAUUGUUCGAGAUUCAAAAUUAUUUCCAACGGUCCGUCGGUUGUGUUGAAUGAGACGCCGCUCCACGAUUCGCUGGCAACCGAUUAG